ACAUCCUCCUCUUGUCAAGAUAAAGAAGCACAGUUCUCCAUCAAAGAAGCGAGGCUGUCACACAGAGUAAGGCUCGAGAAGCAGUGAAAUAAUCACCAGUCAGAUGUUAAGAUAAACUCCAUCAAAUUCCCAGCUCCACGGAUCAUCUAUGAAUAGUCUCUCGAUACACUGGAUUGCACUUGCUGUGCAUUUGCUGUGUGCAUAGCUCUCCUAGUGACUGCCAUACCGUCUGCAUACACGUUGGACAAUGGAGACUCCUCGUUAGAAGCAGCUGAAGAUCUGCCGAGUGUCUUCCUUGCUAUUCUGGCUAGAAAUUCAGCUCACAUGCUACCCAACUUUCUCGGUUAUCUGGAGAACUUGGACUAUCCUAAAGACAGGAUUUCAUUGUGGAUCAGAACAGACCAUAACGGUGACAACACCACGGCAAUACUUGCUGAGUGGGCAGAAAACGUUAAGCUCGUGUACAAAUCGGUGGACUUGAAGUCAUCAGACGAGUGGCUGUAUCCGAACCUUGACCCCUUCGAGGAGCAUGACGAGAGGUUUGUCCAUGUUGCCCAGUUGAGACAGGAAGGUCUGGAGGCGGCUAGGCGUUCAGGGGUAGACUACCUCUUUCGGCUAGACUGUGACAACUUUCUGGUGAACAACAGGACACUACGGAUUCUGAUGGAUCAGCAAAGAUCUGCCUAUGCACAUUCUGAACACCGAGGUGUUUGGGUUCAGAGGACUAUGAGAGCCUGGACUAUGAGAGCCUGGACCACCCUGCCUGCACUUUAAGCUGGACAACCUUGGCUAAUGAAUGAGACUGCUGUAACCAGAGAUCAGAUGGAUGGUGUCACUUCACUGGGAAAGCAGAAUGCUGUGUCAUGUGAUCAUCAUGCUGUCAUCUCUUAUCUACUGCAAGUGGCCAAAGCAAGAACAGACAUUGCAGAUUGUGAUGGCAACCUACCUCAAGAUGUGACUGAGAAUCAACAACAAUCUAGGUAUUCAGUAACCACGGUGUAUUUCAGAGGCUUAAUGAUCUUUACCGCAUGAUGAGUCUUGGACCAUGGCGAAUGGAGAAUCUAAAGACCUACUGUAUAGGCAACACAGUUCAUGAUUGUUUCGUUCUCCUACUUUCUUUGUGAUUGCCGGAGGAGUGACUGACAGUGACUGUGUGUACUCUGCCCUGUCCCUCUACCAUUCCCACGGCCUCGCACACGGUGGAGGGCCUAUGAUCUACACAGGAUCCACUCUCGUCAUUAGGAAAAAGUUCUCUGCCAAACACUUUUGGACCGAUAGUGCAAAAUACAACUGCACUAUGGUGUGCACGAUUGGGGAGUUGAAUCGCUAUGUGUUGGUCCAACCCCCUGGCUGUAUCCGAACCUUAACCCCUUCGAGGAGCAUGACGAGAGGUUCGUCCAUGUUGCCCAGCUGAGACAGGAAGGUCUGGAGGCGGCCAGGCGUUCAGGGGCAGACUACCUCUUUCGGCUAGACUGUGACAACUUUCUGGUGAACAACAGGACACUACGGAUUCUGAUGGAUCAGCAAAGAUCUGCCUAUGCACAUUCUGAACACCGAGGUGUUGGGGUUCAUGGUCAAACCAGAGGACUAUGAGAGCCUGGACUAUGAGAGCCUGGACCACGAGAGCCUGGACCACGCUGCUCAGGACUCCUCAACUUUAAGUUGGAG
Messenger RNA from Halichondria panicea, 1668 nucleotides. Its product is annotated as probable inactive glycosyltransferase 25 family member 3. The transcript is spliced from 10 exons. The coding region runs from base 325 to 774 and encodes 149 amino acids. Gene Ontology annotation, molecular function: procollagen galactosyltransferase activity. The record is from RefSeq and is a predicted model, not a curated record. NCBI's taxonomy places the organism in Eukaryota, Metazoa, Porifera, Demospongiae, Suberitida, Halichondriidae.